AUGGCAGUUAUUCAUCUUAGUGGUAGCGAACUGUUAUCCCAAUGGGCAAAUCUACUUUCCAAAUCUCGAAGCAUUAAGCUCAACGAAGCCGACGUAACCAAAGAUGCCGUGCAUCCCAUUACGUUGCUUGGUAACAUAAGUCUCGUUCUCUCAGAACAAGGCGCUCUCAGAGAAAGCCAGAUAUUUUCACAAAUAUCUGAAAUUUCCUUGACGUCGCCCAAUCAUGGAGGCUUGGGUCUGAAGAUAGAUGAGGAAGCAACACAAGAUGACAUACACGAGAUCAGCUUCCUUAUAUCGGCGUGGCUGGAGGCACUCAACUCGGACGACCGAAAGAAACACGUUGGACAAAGUAUUCAACAAGUGGCUCCAAAAGACAGGCCGCCGAUGACAGUCACAGAGAAGAUCUUUGCCAUGCACGCCAUUGACUCCAAAGGCUAUGUUAGGACUGGUGAGACAAUCCGAGUGUCUUUAGACUGGAUCAUGGCUUCAGAAGCAUCUUGGGCGGGCAUGGAACGCACAUAUGAUAGUCUAGGAAAUCCAGGAAUUUUUCGCAACGAUCGUUUCUGGCUUGCCGGAGAUCACGUUGUGGAGCCUAGGGUCAAAGGCGUUCCAGCGGUUCAAAGACUCAUCGAAUCGUCUGAAAAGGCUCGCAAAGUCUUCAAAAUGACAGAGUAUCAAGGAAUGAAUUAUACCAUCAUGCAUACCGAAUUCUUCAGAGAACGCGCUCAGCCUGGAAUGCUCAUCAUUGGCUCGGAUUCUCAUACGUGCUCUUCCGGUGCGGUUGGUUGCCUUGCCAUUGGACUUGGAGCGGCAGAUGUCACAAUGGGUCUCAUUACCGGAGAAACAUGGUUCAAAGUACCUGAAGUUGUCAAGAUUGAGUUCAUUGGAGAGCCGAGCCGUGGCAUUGGUGGCAAAGAUGUCAUCCUCUAUGUGCUACAGCAACUCAAGAGAAACACAGUCGCAUCAGAUCGAAUCGUCGAGUAUACAGGAGCCGGCCUCAAUUACCUCUCUCCAGAUGCGCGAUUUGCAAUCGCUAAUAUGACAACUGAACUCGGAGGUGUUACAGGGAUUUUCACUCCUGAUCACAUAACUAAAGGGUUCAUUGAUGGCAGAAAAUUGGCGCGACAUAAGAAUGCAUCGCAUUACUUUCGCCCAGACGAGGGCGCGGUAUAUGCUGAAUCACACAUCAUCGAUCUAUCCAAGGUUGAGUCAUUCGUGGCCAAGUAUCCAAACCCUGAUGACGUCGUUCCUGUUACGGAUGUUCUGGGUAUGAAGUUGGACGGAUGCUUCAUUGGAGCAUGUACUACUGCAGAGGAAGACAUCAUUCUUGGCGCAUUGGUUUUGGAACAGGGACUACAGAUGGGACUCUCUCCGCUGAGAGAUGGCAAGAAGCGAAAGGUGGUUCCUGGAUCCCUUCCUAUUCUCGACAGGUUGCAAAAAUUGGGACUUGCGCAGAUAUAUGAAGACGCUGGCUUCGAAAUUGGCGUUCCAGGAUGCAGUUACUGCGUGGGCAUAUCGGCGGAUCGUGCUUCAGAGGGCGAAGUAUGGCUGUCGUCUCAAAAUAGGAACUUUGAGAACCGUAUGGGCCAAGGCUCUAUUGGAAACCUCGCUUCCGCUGCUACGGUAGCGGCAUCUUCAUUUUCGAUGGCAGUGGCAAAUCCGCAGCAUUUCAUUGAUCAAAUCCCAGCAGAGAGAUGGGAACUUAUGACUGGCCGUGGGUCAUUGAGGGGAAUGUCAUCAGGCCAGGAACCAAAUUGGGUUGAACCAGCGAGUCCAGGAGAAGCAGCCACGAGCGAGAGUGAAUUGAAAAAAGCAGACGAGAGUGGACAACAAGAUAAGAGUGAGAAUGCAAUAAUCCGUGGGAAAAUCCAGAGACUUGGAGAUUUUGUUGAUACAGAUGCUUUGGCACCGGCCCAGUUUCUCAUCUCAUCUCGGACCAACGAAGAAUUGGGAGCUCAUUGCCUUGAAUUUACAAAUCCUUCCUUUCGCUCACGAGCCAAAGAAGGCUUCAACGUGGUAGUAGCGGGCAAAGCAUUUGGCUGCGGCUCUUCAAGAGAGCAGGCCGUAUCUGCAUUACUUGGAUGCGAUAUCAAAUGUGUCAUUGCAGAGUCCUUUGCUUUUAUCUACGGCCGCAAUCAGCCCAGCCUCGGACUUCUUGGCUUUACCAUGGACGACCCGGCUUUUUACAAAGCUGCUGCAGACGGUGAAGAAAUAAGUAUCAGUCUGGAAACUAAUAGCCUUACAAUCGGAGAUCGAGAAUUUUCUUUUAGUUUAUCUGCGAUGGAGAGGGAGUUGGUGGAAGCAGGGGGCAUUACACCAGCGUUUAAGAAGUUUGGCAAACAGCUCUUUGACAUGAUCUGCGGCAGCACCAAAGAUGCUAGAAGAGAAGUAGAGGUCAGAGGCCAAGCGGCUGGUAUGCAAUGGUGA
Molecule: messenger RNA, 2427 nt
Organism: Trichoderma atroviride IMI 206040
Lineage: Eukaryota; Fungi; Ascomycota; Sordariomycetes; Hypocreales; Hypocreaceae
Source: RefSeq, a predicted model, not a curated record